AUGAAACUUUUAUCUUCCUUAUUACAGAAAACACAAUCCAGUAAUCCAGGCAGAUGGAGGGGGCGAGAUCCAGACCGCAAAAUUGCCUUCAAACAAAUGUUUAAGCUUAAAAACAAAAUAGAAUCCAGGAGUUCAAUAACAUGGAGUAGGCGAGCUCCAGAGCACAACAUGGCCCUACGAGAAAUAAAAAAUCUUCAAAAGGAAGCACAAUCUAGCAGCAUAGAAGGAGGAGGCGCCUUGAAAACAAAGAGAGAACAAUGUUACAUAUGUUUAAAAAAAUUUUUGGACAAAGAUGCCUUUAGGAUCCAUUUCUCCCAUGUCCAUUUACGAAAAAUAUACAAAUGCACAGUUGAAGGAUGCUUAAGGAUAUUCAGUUCAGAACCAUUGAGGAAUAGGCACAGCUACAUUCACCACAAAUAA
Arctia plantaginis is the source of this 420-nucleotide messenger RNA. The record is from the annotation of a GenBank genome assembly. Lineage: Eukaryota; Metazoa; Arthropoda; Insecta; Lepidoptera; Erebidae.